Messenger RNA from Lathyrus sativus (Indian pea), 1386 nucleotides. Lineage: Eukaryota; Viridiplantae; Streptophyta; Magnoliopsida; Fabales; Fabaceae. The record is from the annotation of a GenBank genome assembly.
AUGGAGUUUGUUGGUUCUUCAACUCAUAAGAAGCACAAAGCAAAAGAUGAUAUAAUCAGCAACCUACCGGAAUCACUUAUAACUCGCAUUCUCUCGUUUCUCCCCACAAAAGACGCCGUUCGAACAAGUGUGUUAUCUAAAAGAUGGAUUGAAAAGUGGACAUUAAUCACCAAGGUGGAAUUGGAUGAUAGCGUGUUCUAUUCUUCGGAGAAGAAGAAAUCAAGUGAAGAACAGCAAUGCUUUAUAGACUUUGUCAAUAGAGUACUUCUUCUUACCGGAAGUCACAGUGUGGAAAGUUUUUCUCUUGUCAUUUGUGACUUUUAUGAUGUAACUGUUCUAAAUACCUUGAUCACUUGUGUAUUGAAGAAAAGGGUAAAAAAACUUUCUAUCUCUUUGCGCGAAGAUCUCCUCUUCUCCGCUCUUACAUCUCACUACCUUUUCAAUCAUGCAACUUGUUUAGAAGAAUUGCUGCUCAAGACUGAUUAUUCUACUAUCGAAAUCCCUCUCUAUAAGAUUUAUGAUGUUUUUCUUUUUAAAAGUCUAAAACUACUCAAGCUGUAUGGAGUUAUAUUUACAAUUGAUAAAUCUCAGCAUAUUAUUUUUCCAGUAUUGGAAAAGUUUGAGACACAUAACUGCUCAUGGAGUUAUAUUAGUGCACACAAUGUCACUUUAGAACUAAAAGCACCUCUACUUGAAAGUGUUUACAUAACACAAGACUAUGAGUCAGUAGUUAGGGAGCCAAGUAUCAAAUUUUCUGAUUCACAACUGAAAGAAUUUACUUAUAUUGGUGAGGAGGGUAUGUCACAAGCUAUUGUUCUGUCAGAUCCAUCUUCAGCUCACAAUGCUACUGUUAGCAUCACUUUGUAUGACACUGGUAAUGAAGUUCAAGAAACUGAAUCAUGUGUCUGUCUCCUUCUCAAACAAUUUAGCCAAGUGAAGAGGAUCAAAUUUUACGGAUCUGAGGUUCUGACACGACCAAAUUUGGCUAUUCUGCCUAAAUUUGCAAUGUUGAGCUAUUUGGAACUUGGCUUUGUUAGUUUUGAAGUUUUGUUGUGCUUAAUUCAAAAGACUCCUGUUCUCAAUACUCUAGUAUUCGAGGGAAUAUUGAAAUUCAACCAUGAGCUUCUUAACUCUGCUGCUGUGCCAGAUUGUUUGACAUCCACUCUUCAAGUUGUGAUAUUUGGAGAUGUACAUGGCUACGAGCAUGAGCUUUUAUUAGCUAAAUAUUUAAUGGAAAAUGGUACAGUGCUUGAGAGGAUGAGUUUCUCCUUUGCUAAUGCACGGUCGGGUAAAUCUAAAGUCAUUGAAGAAUUUAAGGAGAAGCUGUACUCAUUUAAGAAAGGAAUCUCUUUUGCCAUACUUGAAUUUUCCUAUGAUUAUUACUAG